AUAAUGUGCACGAUUUUGACCAACUGUUUCUUUAUGGCCAUGUCGGACCCUGCGCAAUGGACCAAGUAUCUGGAAUAUACAUUCACUGGGAUUUACACGUUUGAGUCACUCAUUAAGAUCUUGGCAAGAGGAUUCUGUAUUGGACCCUUUACAUUCCUUAGAGAUCCAUGGAACUGGUUGGACUUCAGCGUCAUUGUUAUGGCAUAUGUGACAGAGUUUGUGGAUCUUGGUAAUGUCUCAGCAUUACGAACUUUCAGAGUCCUUCGAGCCCUGAAAACCAUAUCCGUCAUCCCAGGUCUGAAGACCAUUGUGGGAGCUCUGAUUCAGUCAGUAAAGAAGCUGGCAGACGUGAUGAUCCUGACUGUCUUCUGCCUUAGUGUCUUUGCUCUGAUUGGUCUUCAGCUCUUCAUGGGUGUCCUAAGGCAGAAAUGUGUCCGCAGCACUGCUCACUGUGUCAAUUCCACCUACCCAGGAAAUGGAAGCUUUUACUGUAACAACAAGACUUGGCACUCCAUAAAGGACUUUAUUAGCAGUGAAGAAAACUUCUACAUAAUUGAAGGAGCCAAGGACGCAUUAAUAUGUGGAUAUAGCAGUGAUGCUGGAAAGUGUCCCGAUGGGUUUGAAUGUUUGAAGAUGGGGAGAAACCCAAACUAUGGCUACACAAGUUUUGACAGUUUUGGCUGGGCCUUCCUAGCACUCUUCAGAUUAAUGACACAAGACUACUGGGAAAACCUCUACCACCAAACUCUACGUUCAGCUGGUAAAACGUACAUGAUCUUCUUUGUGCUGGUGAUCUUCCUUGGCUCGUUCUAUCUUGUAAACCUGAUCCUGGCUGUGGUGGCCAUGGCGUAUGAGGAACAAAACCAGGCCACCAUUGCUGAGGCUUGGCAAAAAGAGAGAGAGUUCCAGCUGGCCAUGGAACAGCUUCACAGAGAACAGAGGAAGCAAUUGGAAAUAGUCAUUCUGAAUGAUUCCAACCAGACAUUAGGAAAACAAAGCAAGGAACCCAAACUGAGUCCAUUCCAAGAGAUGGCUCCAUCACCAUUUAGUUGCCAGGGGUCCAGAGAACAUCAAUCCAGAUCCAGAUCCAGAUCCAGAUCAUUCAGAACCAUGUCAGAGGAAGCAGAGGAUGAUCCACCUGAUGAGAAGUUGGUGUACCCACUCCUAGCCACGCUCUCCUCGCAUCCUUUGAGCACAAGGCGGGGCAGCAAUAGCAGUGUAUUCACUUUCUAUCUGCACAAAAACUCAGAGGCUGAUGAUCACACCAGUGUCCUCUAUGAAGGACGGAGUCGGGCAGGAUCCACAGUCAUACCAUGGAACAAGCGUCGCACGAGCAGCAUUAGGAGCCACUGCUCUCAGGUUAUUAAACCCAGCUUUGCCAUCAACGGCAGGCUGGAAGUUUUGCUGGACCAGAAGAGAACUGGUGGCAUCAGCCCAUUUACACCUACCAUGUUUUCUGAACACAGCAUGGAAAAUGUCAAAGAGGAGCUGGCAUGUUUAGAAGAUCAUGCUAAUGAAGUCAAAUCCAAAUCCAUUCAGCAAGAGCAGGUAGAAGAUUUGCCGUCCAGCCGGAAGCGAGAACUCAGCUCAGUCAGUUUUUUCAGUGACGCCAUGGACGAAUUUGAAGAGGCCCGUCAGAAGUGCCCUCCUUGCUGGUACGUGUUUGCUAAAAAGUAUUUGAUAUGGACAUGCUCUCCAGCAUGGCUUGGUCUGAAGGAGUUAGUAAAGGUCAUGGUGAUGGAUCCCUUCCUGGACCUUGCCAUCACUAUCUGCAUCGUGCUCAACACACUCUUUAUGGCAUUGGAGCAUUACCCCAUGACUGAGGAGUUUAAUGGCAUGCUGAGUGUGGGGAACCUGGUGUUCACUGGUAUCUUCACGACUGAGAUGGUAAUGAAGCUCAUUGCUCUGGACCCAUACUACUACUUCCAGCAAGGCUGGAACAUCUUUGAUGGGAUUAUUGUUUGUUUAAGUUUGAUGGAACUUGGUCUGUCCAAUGUUGAGGGAUUAUCUGUGCUACGUUCAUUCAGACUGCUUAGAGUCUUCAAACUGGCCAAGUCAUGGCCUACGCUCAAUACCCUCAUAAAAAUCAUCGGCAACUCUGUGGGAGCCCUGGGCAAUUUGACCCUUGUCCUAGCCAUCAUCGUCUUCAUUUUUGCUGUGGUUGGCAUGCAGCUGUUUGGAAAGAACUACCAAGAAUGUGUGUGUAAGAUCAGCACAGACUGCACUCUGCCACGUUGGCACAUGAAGGACUUUUUCCACUCAUUUUUGAUUGUUUUCCGUGUACUGUGUGGUGAAUGGAUCGAGACGAUGUGGGACUGCAUUGAGGUGGCUGGUCAGCCACUCUGCAUCCUCGUCUUCAUGCUGGUUAUGGUCAUUGGAAACCUAGUGGUUCUGAACCUAUUCUUGGCUCUACUGCUGAGCUCCUUCAGCUCAGAUAACCUGUCUGCUCCAGAGGAGGAUGGUGAGAUGAACAACCUACAAAUAGCCAUCGCACGUAUAUACGCUGGUCUUGUCUGGAUCAUGGGAGUCAUCAAGGACCUCUUCAGUGGAAGCCUGGCUAAACGCUGGCACAAGGAUAAGCAAGAACGGGCAGCCAAGUGUCAUGGCACUAAUCAUGUUGACUGUAAUGGGACUGCUGGGAGAAUCAGCAGUUAUGCAGAGAAACAUGUCACUUCAGAAAGGGAGGACAGCUAUAUGACUAAUCCCAGCUUGAACAUAUGUGUUCCAAUUGCACCCGGAGAAUCUGACAUGGAGUUUCCUGAGGAAGAGGAAGAUGACACAGAGACAUCAGAAGAUGAAUUAAACAAACAAGAAGUGAUCAGCCUGUCUGAAGGAAGUACUGUGGAUCUGAGGAAUCCAGGAGGAGAAGAGGAGGACACCCUGCUAACUGGAGACACCAUGGAACCAGAAGAGUGUUUCCCUGAUUUCUGUAUGCGUCACUGUGAGCGGUGUGACAUCAACACAACCCAAGGUUUAGGCCUGGUCUGGUGGAGGCUGAGAAAGACCUGUUACCAAAUUGUGGAGCACAGCUGGUUUGAGACCUUCAUCAUCUUCAUGAUCCUGCUCAGCAGUGGAGCUCUGGCAUUUGAAGACAUUUAUAUCGAACAGAAGAAGGUGGUGAAAGUGGUGCUAGAAUAUGCAGACAAAGUCUUCACCUACAUUUUUGUGUUGGAGAUGCUCCUGAAAUGGAUUGCGUAUGGUUUUAAGAAGUACUUCACAAACUACUGGUGCUGGCUGGAUUUCCUGAUAGUGGAUGUAUCGUUAAUUAGCUUGGUGGCGAACUCUCUGGGCUACUCAGACUUUGGAGCUAUUAAAUCCCUGCGGACCCUGAGAGCCCUCAGACCACUAAGAGCCCUGUCCAGAUUCGAAGGAAUGCGGGUGGUGGUGAAUGCACUAAUUGGUGCCAUCCCUUCCAUCAUGAACGUACUGCUGGUAUGUCUGAUCUUUUGGCUGAUAUUCAGCAUCAUGGGUGUCAAUCUCUUUGCUGGGAAAUUUGGGAAGUGUGUCAACAGGACUGGCUACAUCCAUAAUGCCUCAAGUGUCAACAAUAAAUCAGAAUGCCUGGCCAUGAAUAACACACAGUUCUACUGGACCAGGGUGAAGGUUAACUUUGAUAAUGUAGGGUUGGGAUACCUCUCGCUUUUACAAGUCGCAACUUUCAAAGGCUGGAUGGAAAUCAUGUAUGCAGCAGUGGAUUCACGUGGGGUAGAAGAGCAGCCUGUUAAGGAGAUAAACCUGUACAUGUACCUUUAUUUUGUCAUCUUUAUUAUCUUCGGUUCAUUCUUCACACUAAAUUUAUUUAUUGGUGUAAUUAUCGACAACUUCAAUCAGCAGAAGAGAAAGAUAGGUGGACAGGACAUCUUUAUGACCGAGGAACAGAAAAAGUAUUAUAACGCCAUGAAAAAACUGGGGUCAAAAAAGCCGCAGAAGCCCAUACCGAGGCCGACGAAUAUUCUGCAAGGAUUCUUCUUUGAUUUGGUCUCCAAGCAAGCCUUUGACAUCACAAUCAUGAUGCUCAUCAUCUUGAACAUGAUCACCAUGAUGCUCGAGACGGACGAGCAGUCACCUCGAAUGGAGCACAUUCUCAACAAUAUCAACCUCGCGUUCAUCGUCAUCUUCAGCACCGAAUGCGUCGUGAAGAUCUUUGCUCUCCGCUGCUACUUCUUCACCAUCAGCUGGAACAUCUUUGACUUUGUAGUGGUCAUCCUGUCCAUUGUUGGAAUUGUCCUGGCUGAUAUAAUUGAAAAAUACUUCGUGUCUCCAACUUUAUUUCGGGUGAUCAGGCUGGCCAGAAUAGGACGGGUCCUACGGCUCAUACGAGCAGCUAAAGGAAUAAGGACGUUACUCUUUGCCUUAAUGAUGUCACUGCCAGCCCUCUUUAACAUUGGCCUUCUGCUGUUCCUUGUCAUGUUUAUUUAUGCCAUUUUUGGGAUGGCCAACUUUGCCUAUGUGAAGAAGCAUGGCGGGAUCGAUGAUAUGUUUAACUUUGAAACCUUUGGAAACAGUAUUAUAUGCCUGUUCCAGAUUACCACCUCUGCUGGCUGGAACAAUUUACUGGAUCCCAUUCUAAGCAACUCGCCAGAGGAAUGUAACCCACACUUCGUCAACACAGGUACUAAUACAAAGGGCAACUGCGGAAACCCGUCUGUGGGAAUUACUUUUUUUGUUAGUUACAUCAUCAUCUCCUUCCUCAUAGUUGUUAACAUGUACAUUGCCAUCAUAUUGGAGAACUUCAGUGUGGCCACAGAGGAGAGCACUGAGCCCCUCAGUGAGGAUGAUUUUGAGAUGUUCUACGAGGUAUGGGAGAAAUUUGAUAUGGAAGCAACGCAUUUCAUUGAGUACUCGAAGCUUUCCAGUUUUGCUGACGCACUUUCAGAGCCCCUGCGAAUUGCCAAACCAAACAAGCUCAAGUUGAUUUCAAUGGAUCUACCCAUGGUGAGUGGAGACAAGAUCCACUGCUUAGACAUCUUGUUUGCCUUCACCAAACGUGUACUGGGUGAAUCAGGUGAGAUGGAUGCCCUCAAGCAACAGAUGGAGGAGAAGUUUAUGAUAUCCAACCCGUCUAAGACCUCCUACGAACCCAUUACCACCACACUCCGGCGAAAGCAGGAGGAGGUCUCAGUCACCAUGAUCCAGCGGGCAUACAGGAGGCACCUGGUCAGGCGGCAGAUAAAGAAUGCUUCUUAUAUGUACCAACAAAUCAACCAAGAGGCAUCAGUGGAUAUGGAGCAUGCUCAGAAAAUGCAGGGGCUCAUUGCACAUAGGAUUAAAGAGCAUUAUGACCCUGAGGAGGAGCUUCUUGUGGAGUCUCAGCACUGCUCCCCUCCUUCCUAUGAAGCUGUCUCUAUGGCUCCAGUUAGAUUGUACCAGGUGCUGAUACCAGCCUCCAGGAACCUUGCAGCUUGUGAGUCUUACAACACUGAAGAAACUUUUGUGUAAGUACUACUUAGUUUUUAUUUCAGGAAGAACAUUUUCAAGAUUGGAUUGUAAACACAUAGUAUGCUGGAAUAUACAAAGGCAUAUAGACCAAACUACAGUGGACUCCUGAGCACACGGACACAUUCUCUGACUCCUAUGAUGCUCCAACCAUUUAAAAGCCAUACUAUUAGCCUGAUAUAUCAGGAUGCAUCAAGGAUAGUCUCACAUAGCGAUCACCAGCCCAAAUCUUGAAGAUGGACCAUUUGUUUGCUUGAUCAAGAUUAGACUGUGACAGUCAGUAAGGUGGAGUUCUGGAUAAUCCCUAUUGUGUUGGAAAUCCAUUUUGUAG
Tachysurus vachellii is the source of this 5767-nucleotide messenger RNA. It is a transcript of the gene scn12aa, whose product is annotated as sodium channel, voltage gated, type XII, alpha a. The coding region runs from base 4 to 5439 and encodes 1811 amino acids. Gene Ontology annotation, cellular component: axon; plasma membrane; voltage-gated sodium channel complex. Gene Ontology annotation, molecular function: voltage-gated sodium channel activity; protein binding. The record is from RefSeq and is a predicted model, not a curated record. Gene Ontology annotation, biological process: membrane depolarization during action potential; neuronal action potential; sodium ion transmembrane transport. Lineage: Eukaryota; Metazoa; Chordata; Actinopteri; Siluriformes; Bagridae. The transcript is spliced from 24 exons.